AUGGCUAUGAUGAGCACACUUCGCUAUCCCGACGUCGAGCGAAAGGAACACCAAGACACAUAUGCCAGCAAGAAACAAGGCUCUGUCGUUGUCUCAGACUACUACCGCUGGUUAGAAGGCAAGGGUCCCGAAGUUGAUACAUUCGUUCAACACUUGCUCGCCAAGGACGGCACCGCGGCUUUGUCUACGUCUGCCUUUUCGAAAACUGGCAAAUACUUUGCGUAUGGCAUCAGUCUCUCAGGAUCAGAUUUUUUCACCAUCUACGUGAGAGAAACCUCAGUCCCAUUCCCGAGCCCCCAGUUCUCGGGAGAAACGCGCCCUGGUGGCGCCGGACGCAUGGACGACGAGAUCAAAUACGUCAAGUUCUCAAGCAUAGUAUGGUCACCCAACGACGAGGGAUUCUUUUACCAGAGGUACCCAACCAGGGUCUCACAUGCUGAGGCUGUAGAUGCCGCUGGGACCGAGAUAGAGGAAGACAAAUUUGCCAAACUUAUUAUCAUAAACUCGGAACUUCCCAAGGUAACAUCACCCGAUGGCCGGUACUUGAUAUUAUAUGUCAGCCGAGACACUGCCAGACAAAAUCUGCUUUGGGUUACCGAUUUGGAAGACCCAAGUAAUCCAAUCGGCCCCAACAUGAAAUGGAUAAAGUUGAUAGACGACUGGGAAGCUUCGUACAGCGUGUUAGCAAAUGACGGCCCUAGGUUUUACAUCAAGACCAACAAGGAUGCACCCAACUAUCGAGUGACGACAAUCGACAUCUCCAAUGAGGAGCGCGUGAAAAACCGGUCCUUCGUUCCGUUUAUCGACGAAGACCCGAAAGCACCGAUUGAACAGAUAAAGCCUAUCAACCAAGAUACUUGGGCUAUUGUCUACUCUCGAGACGUCAAGGACGAACUAUACCUAUUCAACAAGGAAGGCAAACAGGUCAAACGAUUGGCAGCCGACCAUAUUGGGGUUCUCAGCAUUUCCGGUCGGCGAGAUUUUCAUCGACUCUUUGUGACCGCUUCUGGGUUUACCAACCCGGGAGUUGUCUACUAUUACGACUUUGAGAACAAGGUCGAAUAUCCCCAUGAACCUGGAUUUGUAGCCGUCUCGCAUACCGAUGGGAUGCAAACCCCUAUGCCUCGAAAUGAUGCCGAGCCCGUCGCGGAACAGAUUAAAUACAAGAGCAAGGAUGGAACACUAGUGCCCAUGUUCAUCGUUAGCCACAAGGACGCCAAAAGGGAUGGAACUGCUCCUGCUAUUCAAUAUGGCUAUGGUGGAUUCAGUAUCUCAAUCUCGCCAUUUUUCAGCGCUGCAAUGUUGACUGUCCUCAAGUCAUAUGGUGGCGUCCUUGCGGUGCCAAACAUCCGCGGGGGUGCGGAAUAUGGUGAAACUUGGCACUUGGCCGGCACACGCGAAAACAAGGUUAAUGUGUUUGAUGAUUUCAUUGCCGCGACACAAUAUCUGGUCGACAACAAGUAUGCCGGACCGGGAAAGGUUAUCAUCAAUGGCGGCUCCAACGGAGGUCUCUUGGUGGCCGCAUGCGUUAAUCGGGCACCUGAGCAUACUUUCGGAGCAGCGAUAGCCGAAGUUGGUGUCCUAGAUUACCUUCGAUUCCCACAAUUUACCAUCGGAAAGGCUUGGACAUCCGACUAUGGCGAUCCUUCGAACCCGGAGGAUUUCGACUUCAUGUACCCGAUAUCGCCCUACCAUAAUGUUGAUAGGGGCGACAAAGUAUUACCACCGACAUUGUUGCUCACAGCUGAUCAUGACGAUCGUGUGGUGCCCCUUCACUCCUUUAAACAUAUUGCCGAACUUCAGUAUCGGAAGCCAACCAACCCCCAUCCUCUAUUGAUUCGCAUAGACGUAAAGAGUGGUCACGGUGCUGGUAAAAGCACCGAAAAAAGGAUUGUUGAAGCAGCAGACAAAUGGUCCUUUGCUGCUCACGCAAUGGGUCUCAAGUUUAGGCACACCGCAUGA
Messenger RNA from Rhizoctonia solani, 1962 nucleotides. RefSeq names its product carbohydrate esterase family 10 protein. NCBI's taxonomy places the organism in Eukaryota, Fungi, Basidiomycota, Agaricomycetes, Cantharellales, Ceratobasidiaceae. Bases 1 to 1962 code for a protein of 653 amino acids. The record is from RefSeq and is a predicted model, not a curated record. Gene Ontology annotation, biological process: proteolysis. Gene Ontology annotation, cellular component: cytosol. The transcript has 14 exons. Gene Ontology annotation, molecular function: serine-type endopeptidase activity; oligopeptidase activity.